This is a messenger RNA of Triplophysa rosa, 852 nucleotides long. It is a transcript of the gene hoxa11b, whose product is annotated as homeobox A11b. Bases 1 to 852 code for a protein of 283 amino acids. The record is from RefSeq and is a predicted model, not a curated record. Gene Ontology annotation, molecular function: RNA polymerase II cis-regulatory region sequence-specific DNA binding; DNA-binding transcription factor activity, RNA polymerase II-specific. The transcript is spliced from 2 exons. Gene Ontology annotation, cellular component: nucleus. Lineage: Eukaryota; Metazoa; Chordata; Actinopteri; Cypriniformes; Nemacheilidae. Gene Ontology annotation, biological process: anatomical structure development; regulation of transcription by RNA polymerase II.
AUGAUGGAUUUUGACGAGCGGGUACCCGUUGGGUCUAACAUGUAUUUGCCCAGCUGCACGUAUUACGUAUCUGGAACGGAAUUUUCCAGUCUUCCUCAUUUUCUGCCCCAGACCCCGUCUUCUUGCCCCAUGACAUACUCAUACUCCACGUCUAAUUUGCCACAAGUUCAGACCGUUAGAGAGGUGUCUUUCAGGGACUAUGCCAUUGACACGUCCAGUAAGUGGCACUCCAGGGGCAAUCUGCCACACUGCUACGCGACAGAAGACAUGGUGCACAGGGACUGCCUGUCCAAUCCUGGAACUUUGGGGGACAUGAUAUCAAAAAACAACUCGGUUCUUUACCAUUCCAACGCGAGCCACACAUCCAGCGUGUAUGGCAGCGUCGGGAGAAACGGCGUGCUUCCCCAAGCGUUCGAUCAGUUUUUCGAGACAGCGUACGGGAAUGCGGAUAACCAGUCGACCGAGCCACCGGUGGACAGAGCGACCAGCAAGGCGCCUCAAGCCGCGGAAUCGGGGAGCGACAGCUGUCGGGCAACGGAUGAGACCGAGCGGUGUGAAGAGACGAGCAGUCCCGAGUCAUCUUCUGGGAACAACGAAGAAAAAUUCAGCGGCAACAGCAGUGGACAGAAGACACGGAAAAAGAGAUGUCCUUACACCAAAUAUCAAAUCAGAGAGCUGGAAAGAGAAUUUUUCUUCAGUGUUUACAUUAACAAAGAAAAAAGGCUACAGCUCUCCAGAAUGCUGAACCUCACCGACCGUCAGGUGAAAAUAUGGUUUCAAAACAGGAGAAUGAAAGAAAAGAAACUAAACAGAGACCGUUUGCAGUAUUACACCACGAACCCUUUGCUCUAG